This is a messenger RNA of Mollisia scopiformis, 1714 nucleotides long. Its product is annotated as MFS general substrate transporter. The record is from RefSeq and is a predicted model, not a curated record. Gene Ontology annotation, cellular component: membrane. NCBI's taxonomy places the organism in Eukaryota, Fungi, Ascomycota, Leotiomycetes, Helotiales, Mollisiaceae. Bases 89 to 1714 code for a protein of 541 amino acids. Gene Ontology annotation, biological process: transmembrane transport. Gene Ontology annotation, molecular function: transmembrane transporter activity. The transcript is spliced from 4 exons.
CUCGAGAAUCUUGGGAUUUUGUUACACAAAUCCUUUCCGUCCCUCAAGUUAAAUUCCGUUAGUGACAAUCCCGAAUUUGCCAUUCGCCAUGUCAGAUAUCUUGUCGGCUGUUGAGCUGCUUCGAACGAAAAGAAAUGAUUUCUUGCCCAAAGAGCCACGGAGCUCUCUCUCAAUAUCACACCCAGUCCUCGAUUCAAAUGCCCCUGAGGGGCGGAAAUCUGUUUCAGCCAGCUUCUCGCAAUUGCCUGUUGAUGUUGAAGAUGGAACCUUGAAACAAGGGCGCGUUAUACUCAUCAUCAUAGUCCUGACAGGCGUCAAUUUUCUUGGCAGUCUGUGCAACGGAUUCAUCACUAUCGGCCUACCAAGAAUGGCAUCAGAUCUUUCGUUGUCACAGAAUCUCAUUUUAUGGCCAUCCGCAGUAUACUACUUGACGAGCAGUUCCUGCCUACUCCUGGCAGGCUCUAUCGCCGACGUGAUCGGUUCCAAACGUGUUAAUCUGCUAGGUUGCUUCUUGACCAGUAUCUUCAUUCUUGCAUGCGGUUUAGCUCGUACAGGCAUUGAAUUGAUUAUGUUUCGCGCAAUGCAAGGAAUUGCAGUCUCGCUUUGCCUGCCGACUUCCGUGGCUAUUGUCGCAAAUGCCGCUCCAAGUGGCAGGAAACGCAAUAUCGGAUUCUCUUGUCUUGGUUUUGUGCAACCAAUUGGAUUUUCCAUGGGUAUGGUGCUUGAGGGUGUUAUUCUUGACACUGUGGGCUGGCGAUUCUCGUACUACCUUUGUGGAAGUCUUUCUCUGGCGCUUUUUGCGAUUAGUCUAUGGGCCUUGCCCAAAGAUGCUGCGAUUGAGGGGUCUAUUCUUAGCAAGUUGAAGAAGAUUGAUUGGAUUGGAGCAUUGAUAGCCUCGACAUCUCUCGCACUUUUCUCCUAUAUUCUUGCGUCACUGAGUAGCUCUGUCUCUUACAUCUCUCGCCCGGCGAAUAUUGCUCUGUUGAUAAUCAGCGUUGCUCUCAUCCCAGUAUUCAUCAUUUGGGAAGCGCAUCGCGAACGCUUGCGCCUUCCGGCUCUCAUUCCUAACUCGCUUUGGAGAAACAUGGUAUUCACUAGUGUCUGCCUUUCAGUACUAUUCUCCAAUGCCGUUGCAAAUGCAAUGGAGGUCUUCUGCUCGCUUUUUUUCCAAGAAGUUCAGCACACAUCAGCCCUAGGAGCUUCCUUGCGCAUACUGCCUUCUCUUGUAGUAGGCUUCCUGAUUCAGCUUACAACAGGACUACUUAUCCACCGGACUAGCCCUUACCUCUUGGUCGUACUCGCCCUUGUCCUCAGUGCCGGAUCUCCUCUUCUCAUGGCCAUCAUUUCUUCGCACUGGCCAUAUUGGUAUGCGGCGUUUCCCGCACAGCUUCUCUCGCCGUUGUCGUGUGAUAUCUUAUUCACCAUCGGUCUACUUGCUGUGUCAGAGGAGUUUCCAGCGAAUACGCAAGCGCUAGCGGGGGCUGUAUUCAGCACAGUCGCGCAAUUUGGAACUAGUCUAGGACUCACGUUGAUGUCUGUUGUAGCGGCUUCGAUUACGGAACAUGAAGCGGAGAAAGGAAUAGGAAAGGAGGAAGGGUUGUUGGCAGGGUAUCGGGCAGGAUUCUGGACUGCUUUUGCAUCGAUGGGAGUUGCGUGCAUUGUUGGUGCGUUUGGAUUAAGGCGAAUGGGCAAGGUUGGGGUGAAGAGAGAUUGA